AGUCGUAAUGCUGAGAGAGUGAUAGAGGAAGUGAAUGGGAGCAGAGGGCGAUUGAGUGAGAGGGAGGAAAAAAAAGCAAGCCAUUGAAAUCCAUUGCCUGCCGCAUACGUGCGGUGCCACACAAUAACAGUAGUGAUCCGGCUAAUGGGCUUUCGUUUACAUGGAGGGUUAGAUGUACCAAGCAGGAGUCCAUGGAGUCCCCUGAAGGAAAGCCAAUAAUCUACACUAUGGAGAACAAACCGAUUGCAACAUGUGCUGGGGAUCAAAAUGUAUUUACUGCCCUUUACCAAACACUUGCACGGGAGCUUCCACGGGAGCCGAUGGAGUGGAGGAGGUCUUAUGGUCGCCCACCAAAGAUGAUUCAUCUAGAGGCCAACUUUGUCCAAUUUAAAGAAGAACUGUUGCCUAGUGAAGGCAAUAAGGCUCUUUUGACUUUUCCAUUUCUACAUAUAUACUGGACAGAUUGCUGUGAUACAGAGGUUUACAAGUCUUCUGUUAAAGAUGACAUUACCAAAUGGCAGAAUAUUUUGAAGAAUUACAAUACAGUGGACUGGCUGAUUGUGUUAGUUGACAGUGAUGCCAAAAAGAAGAACAAAACCAACAUUCUUCCACGAACAUCAAUAGUAGAUAAAAUAAGGAGUGACUUUUGCAAUAAACAGAGUGACAGAUGUGUAGUGCUGUCAGAUCCUUUAAAAGAAUCCUCCCGCUCUCAGGAAUCUUGGAAUGCAUUCUUAAAUAAACUCAGGACAUUGCUUCUCAUGUCCUUUACAAAAAACCUUGGCAAAUUUGAAGAUGACAUGAGAACUUUAAGGGAGAAGCGAACAGAACCUGGUUGGAGCUUCUGUGAGUACUUCAUGGUUCAGGAGGAGCUUGCAUUUGUUUUUGAAAUGUUGCAACAGUACGAAGAUGCCCUGGUGCAGUAUGAUGAACUGGAUGCCCUGUUUACACAAUAUGUUGUUAAUUUUGGUGCUGGAGAUGGAGCAAAGUGGCUAAAAUCCUUUUGCCAGCCAGUGCGGAGCUGGAAUGGGUUAAUUCUAAGGAAACCUAUUGAUAUGGAGAAGCGUGACCUAAUACAAAAGAAUGGCGCAUCUCUUCUUGAUUUACGCAGUUAUCUGUUUUCUCGCCAAUGUACGCUGCUCAUUUUCUUACAGCGGCCUUGGGAAGUCACACAGCGUGCCCUUGAACUUCUCCAUAAUUGUGUUCAGGAACUCCGUCUUCUUGAGGUGUCAGUGCCUUUGGGUGCUCUUGAUUGUUGGGUCUUCUUAAGCUGUUUAGAAGUGUUACAGAGAAUAGAAGGCUGCUGUGACAGAGCACAACUAGAAUCUAAUUCAUCACAUACUGUUGGUCUUUGGACUUAUGCAACUGAAAAAUUAAAAUCCCUUGGAUACCUCUGUGGUCUAGCAUCUGAAAAUGGGCCCAAUUCUGAGGACUUGAAUAGAACUGUGGAUCUCUUAGCAGGACUAGGAGAAGAGAGACCAGAAACAGCUAGUAGCCUCCAAAGUCCAUACAAAAUACUUAAAGAAGCAUUAUCUUCAGUAGAGACUUUUGAAAAACAUUAUUUGCAACAGUCCUGUGCUGCUAUGGAAAUGUAUAAGACAAUUGGACGACUUAGAUCAGCUCGACUGAUUGGCAAAAGCCUUGCUGAGUUUUACAUGAGAAAAGGUGAUCCUCAGAAAGCAGAAACCUUUCUUCAAGAUGCUCUUAAAAUUUAUCUAGCAGAGGGCUGGGCUCUGCCUGUCACUCACACCAGAAAGCAGUUAGCUGAAUGCCAAAAACAACUUGGCCAAACUGAAAAUUACCUUCAGACAAGCAGUCUUUUAGCAAGUGAUGUUAAUCUCACUGAGGAGGAAAGAAAGCACUUUUGCCAAGAGAUCCUGAACUUUGCUAAUUGUCAAGAUGAUAAUCAAGUUCAAAAGAUUAUUUUAGGGAUGAGCACAUUUGCCCAACUGAAGGAACUACACUUUGAGCCUUCAUCGGCUGUUGUUCAUGUUGGCGGUAUCUUGAAUAUUGAACUGAGUCUGUUUAGCCAUAUGCCAGUUGCUGUGCUUCUGGAAAAUAUUGUAGCAAGUGUGCACUUUAGCAUUGAGAAGAGCAACUUCAGGAAGGCUACAGAAUGGCAAGGCAAACAGAGAAAAGUGUCUCUUGGCAGCAAUGGAAUUAUACACUUUCAAAGUGAUCCUCCUAUAGGCAGUCCAUGCCAGAGUAACAUGCCAUCGUUGGAGUUGUAUGAAAUGUAUGACAAGAGCCCAUCUGACAACUCAUUGAACUCAACGGGUGUCAUCUGCAAAAAUGUACAUUUGUUGCUUCGACGACAAGAAAGUGUCUCAUCCAUAGAGAUGCCAUCUGCAAUUUCUGUGGAAGAUGGAGCACAGUCACUAAGAGCGAAUAAUACUUUGUUACAACCUGGACUAAACAAGAUUGUUUUUAGUACACAGGCAAAAGACCCAGGAUUAUAUACUUUGCGGCAGCUUGUUGCAACUGUGGGCAGAGUGCAAUUUGUUCUUCCUCACAUAUAUCCCAUUGUGCAGUAUGAGAUCUAUUCUCAGGAACCUAAUCUGAAAGUAGAACCCUUAAAUGAUAAUCUUUUGGCAGGGAUUGCACAAAGAGUGAAAUUUACAUUAUUCACAGGCCAUUAUACUAUCAGAAAUGGAGAUGCGCUACAGCUUAGUAAUGCUGAUUCUUUGAUCAUUCUCUGUUCUGCCAAGUAUGUUGCCACAAUUCUUGCCAACACAGGAGAAAAGAUUAAGGACAGCACAUUGAUGGUUCAGUCCUCGGAGAAAGUGACAAGCAUAACUUUACCACUAGCUUCGGCUUAUCACAUUGUUGAGUUUGAGUUGGAGGUGAUGUGCCACAUUCCUUCCUCUAUUCCAAAAUCUGAGAGUGAGAGACUGACUAAUGGGGAGCUAUACCGGAAAACGAAAGAAAGACAUAACCCGGAGCUAUGUAUGGUGUCUCUUGAUCAAAAGAUAUCUAUUGAUUGUCCAUGGUCUAUUUAUUCUACGAUCAUUGCCUUGACUUUUUAUAUUCCCUUCAAAGUGAAGCAUUCUUUAUUGUCUGCUGGAAAAAGAAAAUAUAUUCAAGUGUGCCUUCAGAAUAUGUCUGAUGUGAGCUUUAAUUUGUCAGACCCACAGUUAAAGGAGAUCAUGAAGUACCCAAAUGUGAAUCUAAUUUCUAUGAAUCAGGAAAAUCAGCAGCAAAUUUUCAGUAAACAGAAUGUAUUCUAUCUCUGGGAGCUAAAGUGGAGCAAGGAACUUCCUUCCUGUUUGCAGUGCCAGCUAUCAGUCAUGUUCUCUCCUUCUUCAGAUGAAGAUGAGCCAAACUCACUGAAGCCAUACACACAUGAUUUUAUAAUGGAGAAUAUAUAUACACUAUACACUAUUAAAGCAGAAAUCUAUCCGUCUCUUGGCUCUGAACAUUGUAGGACUGGUUGUCUCUGCUCUCUUGAGGUCUCAAUUAUGCGAAUUGCUGAGCUUUUAGAAACUGAUCGCGAUGAAGCUCUAACUGAAUCAGAUGGUUUGUGUACAACAAAACUAAUGUAUGAAGUGGUUGACAACAGCAGUAAUUGGGCCGUUUGUGGGAAGAGUUCAGGUGUGAUUUCCAUGCCAGUGGCUGCCCGAGCUAUUCAUAAGGUCCAUAUGGAGGUGAUGCCACUUUUUGCUGGAAAUUUACCUUUCCCCACGGUGAGGAUUUUCAAGUAUUUGCCUCAUCAUUCAAUUCACAUGGCUCAGCCAGAUACUGACAGUUUGAUUGAAAAUGAUACUCUAUCUAUUGACAAGUCUCUAGAUGAGCAGGCAGACAGCAGUAGUAUUCGUAGCAGGACAAGUACUCACUCAGCCAGCAGUGAACACAAAGGACUACCUAUGCCCCGUUUGCAACCCUUCAGUAUUGGACAAGUCUUCAACAGUAGUGCUGGUAUGCAGGUCCUUGUUGUGCCCAGCAAGGAUGAUCAUGUUCUGGAAGUUAAUGUGACAUGAUGACAAUU
Erpetoichthys calabaricus (reedfish) is the source of this 3982-nucleotide messenger RNA. It is a transcript of the gene trappc10, whose product is annotated as trafficking protein particle complex subunit 10. The record is from RefSeq and is a predicted model, not a curated record. Gene Ontology annotation, biological process: early endosome to Golgi transport; intra-Golgi vesicle-mediated transport. The transcript is spliced from 23 exons. Gene Ontology annotation, cellular component: TRAPPII protein complex. Gene Ontology annotation, molecular function: protein binding. NCBI's taxonomy places the organism in Eukaryota, Metazoa, Chordata, Cladistia, Polypteriformes, Polypteridae. Bases 192 to 3974 code for a protein of 1260 amino acids.